AUGCGUGCUUCCGUCCUCCUCUCCGCCGUCGUCCUGGCCAUCCCGGCCUUGGCACAGACCACCACCACCACCACCUCUUCGUCUUCGACGACGACGUCUACCCCGUCCUCGACGACGACGUCUACCUCGACCUCUUUGUCCUCGUCCUCGUCCGCUUCGAGCAUGAAUACGACGUCGAGUUCAUCUUCGACGACAGCCAGCGCGAGCCAAACGUACAACUCGACGACGACGCAUUCGUCAAGAAGCUACACAACAACCUGGACGACCCACGUGGGCAACUCGACCCGCCAUCACCACCCUCACGGGACCGGCAGGUGCACGUACUAUCCCGGCACCGGCGCCUCGUGCCCCUCGGGUUGGCCCACUCCGACGGGUAACUCGACUCAUCCCCACAAAACUGGUCAUCAUCACAAGCCGACCGGGACCUCCGGCGGCGGAGGCAACGGCGGCAACGGAGGCAACGGCGGCAACGGCGGCAACGGAGGCAACGGAGGCAACGGAGGCUCCGGCAGUGGCUCCGGAGGCAACGGAGGCAACGGCGGCAACGGAGGCAACGGCGGCAACGGAGGCAACGGAGGCAACGGCAGUGGUGGCUCCGGCGGCGGCGGCGGCGGCGGCGGUGGUGGUGGUGGUGGUGGUGGUGGUGGUGGCAGCGGCAGUGGCAGUGGCAGCGGCAGCGGUAGCGGCGGUUCCGGCGGCUCAGGCGGCUCAGGCGGCUCCGGCAGCGGCAGCGGCUCCGGCAGCGGCAGCGGUUCCGGCUCUGGCAGCGGCUCUAACCCGCUCAUCGCCGGCGCACCGUCGUCCCAUCCCACGCAGAGCCUGCUGCUCGGCGUCGCCGUCGCCGUCGCCAUGGUGGCCCUGCAGCUGUGA
This is a messenger RNA of Drechmeria coniospora, 870 nucleotides long. RefSeq lists its product as uncharacterized. The record is from RefSeq and is a predicted model, not a curated record. Lineage: Eukaryota; Fungi; Ascomycota; Sordariomycetes; Hypocreales; Ophiocordycipitaceae. The coding region runs from base 1 to 870 and encodes 289 amino acids. The transcript has a single exon.